AUCAACAAAGGCACAGUUGAGAUCAUCACCCCUGUGGAAAUUAUUAAGAAAGGCGAAAAAGUGGGCUCAUCUGAGUCUGCCCUUCUUUCGAAGUUGUUCAUUAAGCCAUUCUCUAAUGGUCUGAUAGUCCAGUCUGUCUAUGACAAUGAUUCAGUUUUCAGUCCUGAGGUUCUUGAACUCACAGAUGAUGAUCUUGCAAUGAAGUUUGCUGCUGGACUAACAAAUGUUGUUGGUCUCUCCAUGAUUCUUGAUUAUCCUACUCUUACGGCUAUUCCACACAUGUUCAUCAACUCGUACAAGAAUGUUCUGUCAUUUGCUGUAGCAACAGAAUACUCAUUCCCACAGGCUGAAAAAGUGAAACAGUACUUGAAGGACCCUAGCAAGUUUGCUGCUCCUGCUGCUAGUGCUAAAGCAGCUCCUGCCAAGGAGGAAAAGAAAGAAGAACCUGAGGAGGAGGAUGACGACCUUGUUGGUGGAUUGUUUGAUUGAGUUAUUUUAAUCUAGCAAUAUCUGCCAGGUCCUAAGAUUGGUAUUAGUGAUGAUGAAUGCUAUUUUGGGUGUCUAGUAGGAUACUUUUAAGCAAUUUCCAUUUGGUUUGUAUAAGAUGUUUUAUGCGCUAAACUAAGUUCCUUUCUUUGAAGUGGAGUUUUAACUUUGGGUUUUGAGCUAUCUUUGGGCAUUUUGCUCCUCUCAUUGGCUGAGUGUUGCAUUUGGUUAUCUAUAUGCUUAAUUGCCUAACUUUUAAAUUUGAGAAUCAGUGGGCAGUAUAGCUUUUAGGUUUAUAGGAAUCAUAGCGAGAAUUCAGUUGCUGUGAUUUGCGAUGAUACUCGAACAAUUAGACCACCCGGAGAAAUAAAUCCAUUUAAAAAUUAAUUUUCAAUCAUAAUCAGAAAAGAGAUCAGCUGAUUUUGCUUCACUUGCAUUUUCAAAGUGCAGAGUUUCCCUAGUAAAGAUAUUAAGUUAUGCUAGAGUUCAAAUAUGUAACGUCUUAAGCUAGAACCUAUCUAUGGUUGCUUUAUACUCCUUGCUUGGGUUGUGGGAACGAAUGCACCACUCACUUUGGUGGACAUAACUUUUUUAGUGCGAUGCCUAGAUACUCAUUUGGUUGGAGAACAAGUUAUCCCGGGAUUGGAGCUUAAGGCUCAUCAAUACUC
Messenger RNA from Lycium barbarum (goji berry), 1154 nucleotides. Its product is annotated as large ribosomal subunit protein uL10-like. The coding region runs from base 199 to 489 and encodes 96 amino acids. Gene Ontology annotation, molecular function: structural constituent of ribosome; large ribosomal subunit rRNA binding. The transcript is spliced from 2 exons. Lineage: Eukaryota; Viridiplantae; Streptophyta; Magnoliopsida; Solanales; Solanaceae. Gene Ontology annotation, biological process: ribosomal large subunit assembly; cytoplasmic translation. Gene Ontology annotation, cellular component: cytosolic large ribosomal subunit. The record is from RefSeq and is a predicted model, not a curated record.